Messenger RNA from Galleria mellonella (greater wax moth), 1258 nucleotides. RefSeq names its product eukaryotic translation initiation factor 2 subunit 1 (gene eIF2alpha). NCBI's taxonomy places the organism in Eukaryota, Metazoa, Arthropoda, Insecta, Lepidoptera, Pyralidae. The transcript is spliced from 7 exons. The record is from RefSeq and is a predicted model, not a curated record. Gene Ontology annotation, cellular component: eukaryotic translation initiation factor 2B complex; eukaryotic 48S preinitiation complex; eukaryotic translation initiation factor 2 complex. Bases 151 to 1149 code for a protein of 332 amino acids. Gene Ontology annotation, molecular function: translation initiation factor activity; ribosome binding; RNA binding.
UCAGUAAAAAAAAAUUGCUUCUGGCAACACUGGUAGUCGGAUUGUUAAAUAUUCGUGCAAAGUGGUCAACGUGAACUAUUUAAUUAUUACAACAAUUAUAUUAAUAUUACACUAUAAACUUAUUGAAAUACGUGACUCUGCAUAAUCAAGAUGCCGUUGUCGUGUCGAUUUUACCAAGAGAAAUAUCCCGAGGUGGAAGAUGUGGUGAUGGUGAACGUGAGAUCCAUCGCUGAGAUGGGCGCGUACGUUCAUCUGUUAGAAUAUAACAACAUUGAAGGCAUGAUUUUACUCUCUGAACUGUCCAGGCGACGUAUCAGAUCCAUUAAUAAAUUGAUUAGAGUUGGCAAAACCGAGCCCGUUGUGGUGAUCAGGGUAGAUAAAGAGAAAGGUUAUAUAGAUUUAUCAAAACGUCGUGUAUCAGCUGAGGACAUAGACAAAUGUACAGAAAGGUACGCAAAAGCGAAAGCAGUGAACUCAAUCUUGCGACAUGUAGCUGAAUUGUUACAUUAUGAGUCUUCAGAACAGUUAGAAGAGCUAUAUAAAAGGACAGCCUGGCUUUUUGAAGAGAAAUAUAAGAAAAAGGCAUCUGCUUAUGAUUUCUUUAAGCAGGCUGCUGUUGAUCCAUCAGUACUAAAUGAAUGUGGACUUGAUGACAACACUAAGGAAGUACUGCUGGCAAACAUCAAGAGGAAACUGACAUCGCAAGCGGUAAAGAUCCGUGCUGACAUAGAGUGUGCAUGCUAUGGCUACGAGGGUAUCGACGCCGUUAGAACCGCCCUAAAGUCUGGCCUUGCGCUGUCCACAGCUGACAUGCCAAUUAAGAUUAAUCUUAUUGCCCCUCCUUUGUAUGUAAUGACAACAUCGACACCUGAAAAGACAGACGGUCUCAAAACACUACAAGACGCGAUCGACAAAAUAAAGGAAACCAUCCUAGCGGCUGGUGGAGUCUUCAAUGUGCAAAUGGCGCCUAAAGUUGUGACAGCGACUGAUGAAGCGGAACUGGCGCGGCAGAUGGAGCGAGCAGAGGCAGAGAAUGCAGAGGUGGCUGGAGACUCUGCCGAGGAAGAUGAGGACCAGGGUAUGGGCAAUGCGGGCGUGGAUGAGGAGCCACAACAGAACGGCGCGUCGGACGAAGAGGACGAGAACUAAGCGAGUGUACACAUAGACUUCUGUAUCUAUAUAUAUAACCUAUUGUAAUAAUAAUACUGUCGCUAUGCAAUUCUAUCUGGAAUAUACAAAUGUUUUUUAUACAAAGAAA